Messenger RNA from Linum trigynum, 2026 nucleotides. The record is from the annotation of a GenBank genome assembly. Lineage: Eukaryota; Viridiplantae; Streptophyta; Magnoliopsida; Malpighiales; Linaceae.
UCAGAACUGUACUCCCUUCAAUUAUUAGCAGAAAUCAGUCAGCAUUCAUUCAGGGACGUAGUAUUCUAGAAAACAUUUUAAUGGCCCAGGAAGUUGUCCAGAACUACCAUAGAAUGCAAGUUUCUUCCAGAUGUGCAGUUAAGAUAGACCUCAAGAAGGCCUUCGAUUCUGUUCACUGGGGAUAUCUCUCUUGCGUCAUGGUUCUCAUGGGAUUCCCGCGAGAUUUUAUUGAGUGGAUCCUAGUUUGUUUGAAUUCAGCCUUCUUCAGUGUAUCAAUUCAUGGCAGCCUUUUUGCGUUUUUUCAAUCUGCAAAAGGUGUAAGGCAGGGGGAUCCUCUUUCCCCCUACCUGUUCACUAUUGCAAUGGAGCCUCUAUCGGGUAUCUUGAAUCGAGCUGCUGCUUCUGGGACGAUUCCUUUUCACCCCAGGUGUAAGAAAGUUAACCUUUCCCAUCUCUGCUUUGCCGACGACCUUCUGAUUUUCACUGAAGGUUCGGCACGGGCUUUGUCUGGAGUUCGUUUGAUCUUAGACAAAUUUCAUCAUCUCUCGGGGCUGCAAUGCAACCCCGACAAAUGUGAAGUCUUCUUUGGCGGCCAGUCACACCAGUAUAAAUCUAUUGCAUUACAUGUUUCUGGAUUCAGAGAAGGGCAUCUCCCAGUUCGUUAUCUGGGUCUACCUCUUACCUCAGGUAAACUUUCUAGUCUUGACUGUGCGCUGCUUGUGGAUAAAUUGACUAAGAGAAUUCGUAGUUGGCGGGCUUGUACUUUAUCUUAUGGAGGAAGACUCCAGCUCAUUGAAUCAGUUCUGUACUCACUGAUUCACUACUGGAUGGCGGUUUUCAUUAUUCCUAAAAAAGUUAUUAAAGCAGUACAGAAGGCUUGCUCUGACUUUCUUUGGCACGGUGACAAGACAGGGAAGGCUAAGGUUGCGUGGGAGCACAUUGCCCUGCCAAAGAGGGAGGGUGGACUGGGUUUGAAAGACUUAGUUUCAUGGAAUGUCGCCUGUGUUGCUAGACUUCUUUGGCUCAUUCUUAUGCAGGGGGGCAGUUUCUGGGUGGCUUGGAUUACUCGUUACCGUCUUCGAGGCUCUUCAGUCUGGGAAGUCAAACGAACGGCUGCUGGAUCCUGGAUCUGGAAACAAGUUCUCAAAGUUAGGUCCUGGCUGCAAUUCAGAAUGGGUUUGGAUAGUGAUGGGGACGUUACUUGGAUUGGGAAAAAGAUGAUUCGAUUCUCUGUGUCUACUGUUUGGAAUACUCUGCGUUCCAGGCAACCAUGUGUGACCUGGUGGAAGAUUGUAUGGGGCAAGUUUACUCUCCCUAGAUGCAGAAUUUUGGCUUGGCUCAUUAUUAUUAAUCGCAUUCCCACGAAAGACAAGCUUAAAGCGUGGGGUGUUACUGUGGAUGAUAGCUGCCCUCUCUGCAGCUCAUCCAGCGAGUCGAGGGAACACUUAUUUUGUGAGUGCACCUUUACUUUGGACUAUCUCUCCUCUCUAUUCAGAACUACUAUUCACCUGCCUCCAAAGUGGGACGAUAUGAUGCUGGUAAUGUCGAGCAAGGCUGCUACAAAUGACAACAGGAGUGUGCUGGAGUGUUCCAUUUGGUGCUGGACUACUGCAUCCAUUUGGCGCGAACGUUGCAACAGGGUUUUUGGAACUGUUACGAAACAACCUGAGUUGCUGGCCUCGCUUACACGGGAAGAAAUGUGUUUGUUUAGCAAUGGUAACAUAGAGUUUCAGUCUUUAAUUCAGAGAAUUCCAGAGCUGUAUAGGAUUAUCUCUCCCCAAUAGCUUUUAUCUUCCGAGGGAGUUUCUGUUGGCAGUUAUUUUGCUGCCCUGUAUUUUUUCGACUCAUGCUGUUUGCAUUGAGUGAGCAUUAAUGGAAACCACUAAUUACCGAAAAAAAAUUGAUGUCAUUUUGUAGAGCACAACAAACUCGUUCCAUCUGUGCAAAAAAAAUUGAAAUCCGAGUUAGAAUGAAGAAGAUAAGAGCCAAUUAAGAAAACUAGGGAAAAUAAAAUACCUUUAAUUGA